This is a messenger RNA of Gambusia affinis (western mosquitofish), 1471 nucleotides long. RefSeq lists its product as uncharacterized. Gene Ontology annotation, biological process: positive regulation of ERK1 and ERK2 cascade; T cell activation; interleukin-15-mediated signaling pathway. The transcript is spliced from 6 exons. The record is from RefSeq and is a predicted model, not a curated record. NCBI's taxonomy places the organism in Eukaryota, Metazoa, Chordata, Actinopteri, Cyprinodontiformes, Poeciliidae. Gene Ontology annotation, cellular component: external side of plasma membrane; membrane raft. The coding region runs from base 434 to 1102 and encodes 222 amino acids. Gene Ontology annotation, molecular function: MHC class II protein binding; protein tyrosine kinase binding.
GACUGAGACAACAGUUUUUAUUUGUCUUUCAGUUUAUCAACAACAACAUGUCUUUUCAAGAAAGAAUGAGUUCACCGCAGAGUGUUCCCUGAAGAGAUACGAUGGGUUGGAUCUUUGUCCAGAGAACAGUUUCCUCUGGUUGGAUGAAACAGGAACUGAACUGACUGAAGGUGUUAGAAACGAGUCAAGAGGACCAACAGUCUGUGUUUUCUCUCUAACUGUGAAGCGUCAGAGCGACACCAGCAGAAACUACACCUGCCAGUUUGUUGAAGGAAACAUAGUGAAGGUUGAAGCUCUCUUCACACCACCAUGGCUUGAAGAACCCGUCCAUCUCUACCACAGAGCAGGAGAUGAAGCUGUUUUAUUCUGUAACAAACCUUCAUCAUCCGACUCAUGCUCCUCUGUUAACUGGAUUUUUGGAAGAAAUGGGGACAUGAACAUUCAACGGGAAGUUAAAAAAGGAAUGGUUCAGAGUUCACCUCGUUCUGCCAGGCUGAGUUUGGACAGAAACUGUUCUCUGAUCAUCAACAACAUCAUGGCUGAGGAUGCUGGAUGCUACAAAUGUCUGCUUUGGAACAGAGGUCAUAAUGAUGCACAUGUGCACUUAAAUAAUAUGAUCAUCUCUUCAUCUCCACCAGAUGUUGACCCAACAAAGAAUGAAGAGAUCACAUUACUCUGUUCUCUGAUGAGACUCGGUUCUUGUCCAGAUAAAAGUUUCCUCUGGGUGGAUGAGACAGGAAGUGAACUGACUGGUGAAGGUGAUGGAUAUAAAUAUGGAGGACAGAUUGGUUGUGUUUCUAGUCUGACUGUGAAUCUUCAGAGCAGCAGAAGAUUCACCUGCCAGUUUGUUGAAGGAAACAAAGUGAAGAUAGAAGCUCACUACCAGUGUAAAGGCCCCCCCGCCUCGUCUCCUCUGAGCUUCAUCAUGUUGACUCUGAAGAUCACAGGACUGAUCCUGAUGGUUGGAAUCACUGUUGGUAUCAUCAGAACCAGAGGAAGAAAAAAGCCUCAGAAAGACGUUAAUGUUCGUUUUUCUGUUGAUGACGACUCAGUGAGCUUUGAAAAUGAUGGAGAACGUUCUGCUGCCGCCGCUCUCCACUGAGCUUCAUCACAUCCAGGAUGGUUCAUUAAAAAAGCUUCAUUUUAAUCAUUAGCUGGUACAAAAGUAUAUUUUGCAUGGAGUUUUCUGCAUAUGAGUAUUAAUUUUGAACUGUGUUGGAUUCAGUGUGUUUUAUUUUUUUAAUCCAUUAUAAAUAAUUCUAAAAGCUGUUUGAGAGAAGAAGCUUUUACUCUGUAAAUAUGUUGUUUGCUUCCUUUUUAGUGCAAAUAAAAGCUUUUCUGCAUAUUUGCUUUAAUUUUAAAGAACUUAUUUAAUGAAAGGAAGUGAUGUAGAGCAUGAGGGAUUUACUGAUCACUCAUUGGUUAAUAUUCAGAAAGUGGGAGGAGAGAAGAGAAAAGACAGGAAGUAAAA